Molecule: messenger RNA, 6470 nt
Organism: Conger conger (European conger)
Lineage: Eukaryota; Metazoa; Chordata; Actinopteri; Anguilliformes; Congridae
Gene: mtus2a
Product: microtubule associated tumor suppressor candidate 2a
Exons: 9
Coding region: 490-1461 (323 amino acids)
Cellular component (GO): nucleus; cytoplasm
Molecular function (GO): microtubule binding
Source: RefSeq, a predicted model, not a curated record
GGAAAUGUCAUUGCCCUGUGUGUGUGUGUGUGUGUGUGUGUGUGAGAGAGAGAGAGAGACAGAGAGAGAGAGAGAGAGAGAGAGAGAGAGAGAGAGAGCACAACAGAGAGUGAGGGAGCACAAGAGAGAGAGGGAGAAGGCAAAUUGUAAAUGCAUGUUUCACUUCUAUGUCUUUUUUUCACCUUAAUGUUAAUUUUGUGUGUUUUUUUUUCUCUUUUUUUUUCAUAAAAUUGGUUCAGAGAAUCAUUAGAUUUGCUCCUGGCUCACUCAUUGGCCAGGUCAAUCAUUACGGGCAUAAUGAUGUCAUGGGUAGCGUUUUUUAUUGAGUAAUACUUCUAUUUAUAAAUGAAUUAUUUUGAUUAUUGAACAGGAAACUAUGCUCUAAUUUUAAACGAGGUUAUGGUCUGCGUGGGGAGGACGAGUGCUGUGAUGAGUACAUAUUGACUUUGUCCGGCAGACAGCAGUAAUUCCUGAAGUGAAGCCGCGGCUAUGAAGGAGAGGGAGCUGUCCCUGGAGCUCUCCAAAAUCAGGGAUGAAGUGGCCUGCAGUGCUGCCCGCUGGGAGCGCCUACAGCGGGAGAAGGCGGCGCUGGAGCUGGGCUUCGAGCGGGAGCUGCAGGGGCUGCAGGAGCAGCAGGAGGCCGAGCUCGGGGCCCUGGAGGAGGGCCUGAGGGCCCGGCACAGGGCCGAGAUGGACUGCCUGCAGGAGGAGCACCAGGCCGAGAUGGACAUGCUGCACGCACAGCAGCAGGAGCAGAUUGAGCAGAUAACCAUGAGUCAUGAGGCUGUUGUGGAGGACAUGGAGAAUGCUCACAGGGUGACCAUGGCAACGCUGGAGGAGGACCACGUGACAACUGUGCAAGAGCUGAGACAAGCCCACGAAGACCAGAGGACAUCCAUUGAGGAGGACUUUGAGAAUCAGAGGCUCUCUCUCCAGGACCAGGUGGACACUCUGACCAUCCAGAGCCGCAGCCUGAAGGACCGGGCCGGCCGCUUCGAGGAGGCCCUGAGGAAGAGUGCCGAUGAACAGAUCGGGGAUGCUCUGGCCCCUUAUCAACACAUCCAAGAGGAUCUGAAGAGCCUGAAAGAGGUUUUGGAGAUGAAAAACCAGCAGAUUCACGAGCAAGAGACAAAAAUUUCUGAGCUGCAGAAGAUGCAGGCUCAAAAGAACGUCGUUCUGGAGGAGCGGGUCCAAGUGUUGCAGCAGCAGAACGAGGACCUCAGAGCUAGGAUUGACCUCAACCUCUCCCUGACCAGGAACCUAUCAGAGGAGAACGCCAACCUGCAGGAGCACGUGGAGAAGGAGAGCAGCGAGAAGAAGCGUCUCAGCCGUAACAACGAGGAGCUGCUGUGGCGCCUGCAGGCCGAGCUGAGCCCCCGCGUGUCCCCGGCCUCCUCGCCCCUCCACCGGGUGUCGCCGGGGCCCUCCUCCCCCUCCCGGCUCCAGCCCUUCCCCCAAUGAGCCCCCACCAGCCCCCGUCUGUUCCCCCUUCCCUGCUAAAAAAAAAAAAAACUGCUCAAGCUAGGUUUUGAAACGGCUGGUAUCUGGUUGACCGGUUCAGACCAGUUCAGACCAGACCAGCUCCCAGCUGGACAUGGUUUGGUUGGUUGACCCGUUAAAACCGGCUCCCAGGUUGACAUGGUUUGACUACCUUAAGCUAUGUUUUGAAACUGCUCAGACGGCUAGAAACGGCUCAGACAGGCUACCAGCACUAGCCGGUUGACCAGCUCAUACGCAGCUAGAUCAGCUUGUAACCAGCUUGACCAGCUCAAUUUCCAAGUUGGUCAAGCUUGGAUUUUACAGCAGGAUUGUCCCUCUACCCUCUACCUCACCCUGUCUCUCACUCUUGUUCGGAGACAAACUGACUCUGUCCAGGCUGGCUUCUUUUCUGCCUGAAGGUGCAUAGACUUGCACAAGUACUCUUGUUAAAAAGGUCUGGUACUGAAUGUGAGAACUAACAUACUUACGCCUGGCUACUGGUUUCUGUGAUGUAAAUCUACUCCUCAUUACUCCACAGUGUAAAAACAAAGACACAAAAAAAACAUUAGCUUCCAUUGAAGUAGGAAGUUGGAAAAUGUCUGCUCUCCUGUGUGUCAUCUCUCAUUAAAGACGUGACUAUGGGCCGUUGUAUAAUGUAAACAGCUUGUACUCUUCUCAUUACUUCGCUGUGGGACGGCAGCCCUUGGGGUGUGCAGGACCAGCUCGGCAGAUCCACCAACGGGAGCGAAAGCCGGUCCUACAGGAACGAUCAUUUGCUUCUUUCCCUGGGGCCCAGGCUGGGAUUAUGAAACAUUAAAUCGAUAUUUCCUUUGAAACCACCACUAUAACUUUUAUAAAACGCCACCUUAGUCACCACCCCAGGGAGCCCUGAUCCUAUCACCAGCAGUUUUACUCUGACCACCCUUGCCUACAGUGCGACUCUGUCCCUCAGGGGCUCACCGCAAAGCUUUGCCGGUUUUCACUUGGCCAGCGUGACCUGAGAGACUGUCGACCCUGUUCUCCUUCAUCCAGAACAGGAUUUUUAACUUUCCAGGAUGAACUGGGACACCUUUCCUGCUUAUUAACUUCAUCCACGAUAGUUCUUCUCCUUGGACGGCUUGCCCUGUUACAGGUAAUUUACUCCUGCUACUGUGAGACAGUUUCCCUCCUGCUCACCUUAGCCUAGGCCAUUCUUUUCUUCUUUGGUCAACUUGGGGCAGAUUGUCUCCACUUCAGUCUCUCCCAGGUUAGAUGAUACAGGGGCAGUGUACUGUAGACCUCAUGACUUUUACUUAGUGUGUUGUUAGCCAGGUCCUCUGCUCAUUGUGGUCCUGGGUUCCACACUGGCUGCCUUGAUUGUGUUGAAAAGCAUUUGUGCUCCAUUCCUUUUCUCAACUCCAACAACAAACCAAUGAAAUCAAUGACCUGGGGCUGUUUGUAAAAAAUGUAAUUAUGAGAGAUUACCAUUUCUUUUUCAUGGCAUUUGUAACAUUUUACUAUGUAAAGCAUGUACUGUAAGUCUUCCAGUAGUUACGAGUUACCUCGGAUAAUUGUGAUUUCCAUCAUAAAAAUUUGGAUUAAGGACCCCACCCCCACCCCCCUGGCUUUAAUGCUCAGGAGGGAGUCCCUUUAAAAAGUCAGUAGCAAGCUACUCCUAAGAAAUAGAAGGCUGAGGUAUGUAUAAAUUAAGGUUUACAUCAUUAGUGUAGUUCAGGUUGGACUCCCAUUUGGGUGUAGUACCUAGAGAAAAUGAUGUUUCAAGGAAUGGUUUAAAGCAAAAACGCUUAGUAGAGAAGACUUUUUUGAAGAUUUGAUGUGUCACUACUGUAAUUGUUCAGGGAUUUUUCUCUUUCUUGCUAACUCAAGCCCAAGCUUGCUGUGUCUAGUUAUAAUUUCUAUAUUAUAAAAGGCCAUAAAUGCGUGUGGAAUACUAAGAGACUUUUGAAAAAAGCAAUUACAAAUGACCCUGAUGUGCAUUUAACGCUUAGUUGAAACUUGUUAAAAAAAAUGUAUAUUGUGGCAAAUUUCACCUGCUGUAGCACCAGAGAUAAUAAUUAUCUCAAAGGUUUUUAAGCUAUGAAUGAAAUACCUACCUGCUCAUUGUAUUGUUGUGCUACUCUUGAUUCUUCCAUUUUGAAAAGUCGACUGGUUUGUAUUAGUGUUGGGGGGGAAAAAUCCACAAGUUCAGUUUGAGUAACAGCAAUUGCAAGUCUGGUGGUUUGACCUGAUCACGGCUCAACAGGAUGCCUUAAUCCAUAUAAUACUGUUGGUAAUUGUUUAGUAAUGCCUUCCAGUUUCUACUACACAAGUGUUAUCCUACUCCAGUACAUAAUAUACUAUACAGGGAAUUUCACAAUUCAUUUAUUUAUUGUGAAAACCUUUUGUUUCAGUGAAACAUUGUUACAGUACAUGUGUUGACUAUUUAUUUUAGCAGACUUAAAAUAUUUUUACAUUUUGCCCUUUUAUUCUUCUUGUCUUUAGCCUAAAAACUGCAACAAAAAAAUUCAUCUUUAUUAUAUAAUUUAUCUUAAAAGACAGAAUAACAUUUUUGUGAAUUCCUUCCAUAUGAAAUAUGGAACAAAAUAUUUCUGUUUUUAUUAAUAAUCUUUUAUAAGACAAAACUCUUGAUGAGCGGUGUUGUAGAAGAGAUUUUCUGAUUAUUAUGAAGCUUUUUUAUUAUGAUAGUAAUUAUUAUUUUCAGGAUUUUUUGUUUUCUUUUUUGCCAUGUUUAUCCAAUCCAAAUGAAUGUUCUCUUUGUGAUUCUACUGGUUAUGUUAUGUGAAUAAUGCACUUGAAAGAUUAUAUUUUACCUCCCUAUUUAGGCAAUAUUGGUCAAGUAGCGUGAAUAGAAUACAUUUUCAAACAAAAACUUACACUGUGUUAGAUGACUUUGCUGGAUGUAUUAUAGCAACCAGUUGCCUCAGGCAGUUUCAGGGAGAGAAAUUGAGUGAAUCAACUGAGAGGACGAUUACUGAUUCCAAUAGCAAGCUAUUAUAGAAAGGUAAGGCAUUUGGCAUUUGCUACGUAGUAAUUUUCGUAACUUUUCCUAACACUUGUUCUUAGUCUUAUGUUAAUCAGUCUUUUUUAAAAAUGGAGGGAGGGGAUUUAGAAGCAUCCGAUUUGUAACCUAUUGAGACCAAACCCACCUCAUUUAAUAUGACAGGACUCCGCUGGCCUGCCAAUUGCAAAAAGAGUGACAAUUCCACUGCAUGUUAAAUAAGUGCUUAUAACAGCGUUCUGAAAACAGUGCUGUUGCUAAAAUCCAUUUGCAUAAAUAUUAUAUUUAUCUGUACUUUUCUGGUUCAAGGAAGAUAACAAAACAUAUACAGUGGCUUUAGAAAGUGUUCAGACCCCUAUAUUGUGUUGUAGAUCUCAUUUUAAAUGGAUGCAAUUCUACACUCAAUAACCCAUAAUGACCCAUAAGUGAAACUAUUUAUUUGGGGAAGCCCCUUUGGUAGCAGUUACUUCAAGUCUCUACGAGCUUUGCACACCAGGAUUUGGGAAGUGUAUCCCAUUCUUCUUGGCAGAUCCUCUUAAGCUUCAUCAGAUUGCAUGGGAAGUGUCUGUGAACUGCUGUCUUCAGGUCUCUCCACAGAUAUUCGAUGGGAUUUAAGUCUGAGGUUGCGUGCACUCUGGAGCAGGUUUUCUUCAAGGACCUCUCUGUAUUUGGCUGCAUUCAUCCUUCAUUCAAUUCUGACCCCAUUCAAGUCACCCAAUCCCUGCCGCUAAGAAGCUCCCCCAUAGCAUGAUGCUGCUACCACCAUGCUUCACCGUAAGGAUGGCAUUAGCCAUGUGAUGGGCACUGUGUUUGCCAUGCUUCGCCAUGCUCUCAUCAGACCAGAUAAUCUUUUUCCCCAUCCUCUCAGAGUCCUUUAAAUGUCGUUUGGGCUGUAUGCCUUUUACUCAAGAGUGGCUUCCAUCUAGCCACUCUACCAUAAAGGCCUGAUUGAUGGAGUGCUACUGAGAUGGUCAUCCUGUUAGGUCCUUCCAUCUUUGCAGAGGACUUUCAAAGCUCUGUUAGAGUGACGGUCCUUGGUCACCACUCUGGGUUACCCAGCAAGAAGGGUCCUGGUGGUUCCAGAUGGUUUCAAACUUUAACAAUUAUUGAGGCUACUGAGGUCCUGGGAACACUCAAAACUUUAGAAAGGGUUCAUACCAUUGCCCUGAUCUAUGCCUCACCACAAUUUUAUUGCAGAGGUCUACAGAGAGUUCCAUGGACUUCAUGGCUUGAUUUUUGUCCUGACAUGCAGUGUGAAUUUUGUGAUAUAUACACAGGUGUGUGCUUUUCUAAAGUAUGUCCAAUCAAUUCAAUUUGUCACAGAUGGACUCCAAUCAAGUUCUAGACACAUCUCAAGGAUAAUUCAAGCAAACAGGAUGCACCUGACCACAAUUUGGAGUGCCACAGCAAAGGGUCUAAAUACUUAUGUAAAUGAGAGUUCAGUUUUUGAUUUGUAAUACAUUUGCAAAAAAGGGUAUUAUGCAUUAUGGGUUAUUGAGAGUUGAUUUAUGGGCAAAAUGGCAAUUCUAUCAAUUUAAAAUCUACAACAUAAUAAAGUAUGCAAAAAGUGGAGGGGUCUGAAUUCUUUCUGAAGCCUCUGUACAUAUAUGUAUAUUCUCAAUAUCAGGUACUGGAUCUGCACUGACAGCUCUGUGUCCUGUGGACAUUACUAUAAACCCAAUGAUCAAAUUACUACUCUCCUCAGUAUAAUAAAUUGUCCAAAUUACUGUAAAUUAUUUUUAAAGGGGUAUGGGCAUUUACAAACAUGUCUAUUGUAAAUGUUUUUUUGUUGUUUUUCUGACUUUGUACAGUUGACUGUAUUUGUUCCAUAGCACACAUAUAAAAGCAUGUCUGUAGCUAUUUGUUUUGUUUUUUCCCCUAGAUAAAGAUGACGAAAGCUGUGUUUGUAGCAUAGAGGAUUAAAACUGAGCCAUUAUGGGGAAUGACAAAGCACUGUACUGGAUGUAUUUGGUAUCUUGUUUUUGCAUUUUGG